AUGAAGCAGUCUUCUGCUGGGGCUGUCUCAUCUGGUCGUCUCCAUGGCAAAGCACAAGCUCCUUCUCUUUUGUAUGACAUCCUUGCUUCCCUUCCUCCAGCCCUCCUUGUCCUUUGAUCAAGUGCCUGCAGUUGUGGAGGAGAGCUCUGAUGAUCCCUCAUACCAAGCCAUUAGAGAUAGGAAUGAUGCAGCUCCCGUCGGGAGAUCCAGCAUCAGCCAGGGAGGAAAAUGUUUGCCUGAAGCUGAAAACCCAUUCAGAAGAAAAUUGCAGUCCCUUCCAUUGUUAAGGAAAUUAAGGGAAGAAGCAGACCCUGGAGCUACAGCACAGGUGCGAUCGCCACCGAAAUCAAAGCGAAGGCUGCUGCAGUCUUCCAGCCCUCUUCCCUACUCUCCGCUGAACGUGGUGCACAAUGGUAAAACAUGCAUCCUCUUCAGGGCCAAGAAGCUGGCCAUCAGGUACAAGAACCAGACCUUUGUGGACCUCACAGAGAGGGCGUUUGGGCCUGACGCGCCUGUGGACACCCGUGGCUCCAUCUGCAGCAAGGACAAAGCCACGCUGUCCCUGCGGUUUGGGGAUGUGGAGGACUUAAAAGGCCUUAUUAUCAGGCUUCAGAUGUCCAACACAUUCUAUGAAUCUGCGGGGCAGAACUGGUUCACCUUGGACAGCGUUCACAUCCACUACAACUGGACCCAAGAAGCCACUUUCAAUGCCACCGAAGUGUACGCUCCGGCCACCUACUCCUACCACUGCGAGCACGUCAGCAGCUUGCAGAAGUACGACACCCUGUUGGUACCCAGCUCCAAUGCUGACAGCGCAGCCAACUGGCACAUCACCUUUACGGACUUUCAGAUCCAGGCCUUCAACGUGCAGUCCAACAAAUUUGCCUCGGCCAGUGACUGCGCCACCUUCUUCACGCCAGCUAUCCUGAUGGGCCUUAUCACCUCGCUGAUCCUGCUGCUGGUGCUGGCCUAUGCCCUGCACAUGGUGGUGCACCUCAAACAUAUUGACCGCUACGAAGAGCACAAGGCUACGGUCUAUUUCCCCCGCAGCCCAGAGGCUGAGUGCCCGGACAAGAACAGUCUAUAGGAGGUGGUGUCGGAUCGACUGUAAACCUCCCCUCCCCGCAUCGGAGAGAUGGACGACUGUCCAGAUCUCAAGGAAAAACUAUAAGGUGGUCCGUUACGACAUCCCAAAAAUGGAAGCCACUGGCAGGAAAGAGGGAGGAUAUUUGCCCAGGACUGACUUUGCAAGUGCGGUUGCCUCCCUUUCUUUGAGCGCUGAUUGUCCGCACCAGGCGGAUCCCGUCUGGAUUCAUCAGCUCUGCAUCAUCCAGCGGAGCUCGACGUGAGAUUGUCAUUGGAGGACACUGUACGGGUCGGUGCUCUGCCAGCUAGUUGUCACCCAUGAACUGACUGCCAAAAGUGCAGCCAUUUUAUUGUAACGGAUUCCAAACAAAAGACCAAGGAAGAUGGAAGAGGGUUUUGAAUCUAAUUUCCAAUUAGAUAUAUAGCUCCCAAAUGCAUAACUCCAGUAUUUGCACUGUCUGUUUUUUAAAUACCAAUAGAAAUCAAUUGCAGAUUUUACUUUAAUCAUCAUAUCGUACUCUGAUAUAUGCAGUAGAUACGUAAUGAAGUUUAUUUUUUCAUUUUGACAUGCAUUAUCUUCAGGUGUAAUAGUACGGCAGACAAGUGUUCAAGUACUUGUAUUAAAAUAAUUUGUGACAAUUAUACUGUAUCCGAAUUCCAGUUUUGUGAAAUCUUAUUUUGUUUUUAAACAGUGCUAUGUAUUCUGACUAGCUAACCUUUGGGACUGUUUUUCAUGACUAUCUAUUGAUUACAGUAUACAAGUAUGUUUAAUUUCACUCAAUCAAGAGACCACUGUACCCACAAUAACAUCAUCAGCUGCACAUUGUUGCAUCAUGACAUACAGCAUGCUGGCAACUAGUAAACAGUCUGUAUUAAACAAUACAAUACAAUAAUGUAUAUGGGUCAUUACCGUAAUGUACAGACUGAGGG
Molecule: messenger RNA, 2016 nt
Organism: Scleropages formosus (Asian bonytongue)
Lineage: Eukaryota; Metazoa; Chordata; Actinopteri; Osteoglossiformes; Osteoglossidae
Gene: atp6ap1la
Product: ATPase H+ transporting accessory protein 1 like a
Exons: 7
Coding region: 44-1087 (347 amino acids)
Cellular component (GO): proton-transporting V-type ATPase complex
Molecular function (GO): ATPase activator activity
Source: RefSeq, a predicted model, not a curated record